UACAGAUUAGAAGCGUGAAAGCUUCUAAAUUCAAAGCUCAAUUUCAACUGUCAGUUUAAGGUGAAAACCUCCUGCAAAAGUUAUCAAGAUAUUUGGGCACCAGUGUAUUUAAAUUUAAGGUAAAAACCAGCUGCAAAAGUUAUCAAGAUAUUUGGCCAUCAGUGUAUUUAAACAUUAUAGCCAAACAUGGGAACGAUACCGAAAGGCACUGAGUACAUCAAAACGGUUCCUUUUUUUUUGAAGAUAGCAGAAUUUGUUAUACUGUUGGUAGCCCUUGUUACACUGGGGAGAUUUAUAGACGUAGCCAACCCUUCAGAAAGUCGCUUGGAUUUUGGAAUGUUUGCAAUUGUCGUCUCCUGGAUUGUUGUCAUUGUGAUGGUCGUUGUUUUUGUUGUUGGAUUGCAUGAAAAAAUUACUGUCAUAAACUGGCCAAUGACGGUGUUCAUCAACAUGGUGAUAUGGGCUGUGAUGCUGUUUAUAGCUGGUUGUGUCAUAGCUGACAAUGUUCGCGAAUAUGAAGAUAAGAAGAUCUGUGAUUUACUAAAAUAUUUCAAUAGUGACGCAAGAUGCUGGCAUCUCAUUGCUGCUACGGUUUGCUGUUUCAUUGCAAGCAUUCUUUUUGCAGUUGAUGCUUUCUUUAACUUCCGGAUACUUAGAGGUCAAUGUGACACAUCUUCGGCUAAGACCUCUACACCUGCAAUGACUUCCACAUAGGGUAGUCAAACUGUACUUUUCAACAGCGGUUUACUUGAAUAUUUCAACGGUUGUUUUUGACGGCGGUUUGAACUUUCGCCAUAUUUUCUUUGACAAUUAAAGCUUCGUUUAUUAUCAUAGAUACUCACUGAUUAUA
Xenia sp. Carnegie-2017 is the source of this 850-nucleotide messenger RNA. Its product is annotated as proteolipid protein 2-like. The transcript is spliced from 6 exons. Gene Ontology annotation, cellular component: membrane. Bases 187 to 714 code for a protein of 175 amino acids. The record is from RefSeq and is a predicted model, not a curated record. NCBI's taxonomy places the organism in Eukaryota, Metazoa, Cnidaria, Anthozoa, Malacalcyonacea, Xeniidae.